AUGUGUGAUCGCAGUCUCUACAGAUCUGGCUACGUUGGUUCUCUCUUGAAUUUGCAAUCGCCAGAUUCCUUUUAUUUUCCUAAUUUGCGGGCUAAUGGCAGUCAAUUGGCGGCUCUGCCCACCAUUUCCUACCCCCGGAGCUCGAUCCCCUGGACUUGCUCAAGUUCGUGCGCAGCCCAGCCGCAGAGCCACGCGUUCGGCGGCGCGGCGCAGCCUUACCUCCCCGGCUCCGUUCCAAUCAACAUCAGCUCCAACGGCAACAAGGAGUGCCUGGAAGACAACAAUAAAUAUUACGCCCACGAUACGAGCUCCAAACAAGAGGAGAGAUGCAGGCAGAGGCAAUCUUUUGCAAAUGACCCAACUGUUACUCACACAGCCAACUUAAAGCCCGUAAAGUAUGACCACUCGAGCCUGCAGAGAAGUUUGCAUGGCUCGGCUACUCUUUUUGAAGUGAAUUCCUGCAAUUCAAGCUUAAAGGAGGACAUCAAGAAUCCCGUCAACUUGAACCUGACAGUUCAGCCCGCAGCAGUCCAGUCAUGCCUCAGACCUUCAGUGCAGGAUGGUUUGCCUUGGUGCCCCACCCAGGGGAGAUCAAGAAAGAAACGGAAACCAUACACAAAACAACAAAUUGCUGAAUUGGAAAACGAGUUUCUCCUCAAUGAGUUUAUUAACCGACAGAAGAGGAAAGAACUAUCAAACAGACUGAAUUUAAGCGAUCAGCAAGUUAAAAUUUGGUUUCAGAAUCGGAGGAUGAAAAAGAAAAGAGUAGUUAUGCGAGAGCAGGCUCUUUCUAUGUACUAG
Messenger RNA from Haemorhous mexicanus (house finch), 801 nucleotides. It is a transcript of the gene HOXD12, whose product is annotated as homeobox D12. The coding region runs from base 1 to 801 and encodes 266 amino acids. The transcript is spliced from 2 exons. Gene Ontology annotation, biological process: regulation of DNA-templated transcription. Lineage: Eukaryota; Metazoa; Chordata; Aves; Passeriformes; Fringillidae. The record is from RefSeq and is a predicted model, not a curated record. Gene Ontology annotation, molecular function: DNA-binding transcription factor activity, RNA polymerase II-specific; sequence-specific double-stranded DNA binding.